AUGGCCGCCAUAGUCCUGCCAAUGGCGGAGGAGGCCUGCUUGGUAGCACGGAGAGAGAUCCGCGAAUUAGACCAUAUUUCCUACUUCCGCAUUAAAUUUGGAGUAACUGAAAACAGCUCUAUGAAAGUGAAGUUAUGUGGCUUGUGCUCAUAUAGUGUUGAGCUGUCCAGCAGUGAGCAUCUGUAUAUGAUGAAGAGUUUUCAGCUUUCUUGUUUCCAACUCCUCUAUCUUCUAACAGCAGCAUUACUAGAACGUAAAGGUGAAACAGAGAGACCCUGCAAGCAGGUUCAUCAGUUAAACAUAAGACAUUUACUUAGUGACAACAUGUCUAUUUCUUGCCAAACAACAACCCACCCGCUGGAUUCUCUGACAGUCAAACUACGCAGUAUCAACCAAGAUAAAGUCAUCCUGAUGUAUCCAGACAUCUCUCCAGCAUCAGAGCCCCAGAGAUGGUCUGUGAGGAAAGAUGCUGGAAAUGUUACACUUGAUCUGAAAGACAUCAGAUCAUCCGAUGGUGGUCUUUAUAACUGUCAGGUCUACAAGGAUCAGGACUGCCUUCAUACAACUCGAUUUAACCUGAGUAUUAUAAGUGAGAAUGCAGAUGUUUUAAACAAGCUAAUAACCAUCAUUAGAGAACCAUAUACAUGUAAAAUAUGCCUACUUCUGUGUUUCUCUUGUUUCAGAGUGUAA
Molecule: messenger RNA, 690 nt
Organism: Carassius carassius (crucian carp)
Lineage: Eukaryota; Metazoa; Chordata; Actinopteri; Cypriniformes; Cyprinidae
Exons: 3
Coding region: 1-690 (229 amino acids)
Source: RefSeq, a predicted model, not a curated record